UUCCGAGGCUGGUCGCUAGAGGGCGCGCUAACCGGGGUGUCUCAGGCCCUGCGGAAUGUACCAUUCCCGACCCUCCCCUCGGCUACUCGAGGACAUUCCGGGACUGGGCUCCCCCCGUUCUCCCGCGGCGCACUUGGUUUGCGCGGCGGGCCCGGUCGGGCGGUGGGGGGAUGGCGGCGGCGGCGGCGGCCGGGGCCUCCGGGAGCGGGAUGGCGCAGAAGAGCUGGGAACUGGCCAACAACAUGCAGGAGGCGCAGAGCAUCGACGAGAUUUACAAGUACGACCGCAAGCAGCAGCAGGAGAUCCUGGCGGCCAAGCCCUGGACCAAGGACAACCACUACUUCAGAUACUGCAAGAUCUCCGCCCUGGCCCUGCUGAAGAUGGUCAUGCAUGCCCGGUCUGGGGGAAAUCUGGAAGUGAUGGGGCUGAUGCUUGGGAAAGUGGAUGGGGAAACCAUGAUUAUCAUGGACAGCUUUGCUUUACCGGUAGAAGGCACUGAAACUCGAGUCAAUGCUCAGGCUGCUGCAUAUGAAUAUAUGGCUGCAUAUAUAGAAAAUGCAAAACAGGUUGGUCGUCUAGAAAAUGCAAUUGGCUGGUACCACAGCCACCCUGGCUAUGGUUGCUGGCUUUCAGGGAUAGAUGUCAGUACUCAGAUGCUUAAUCAGCAAUUUCAGGAACCAUUUGUGGCAGUGGUUAUUGAUCCAACAAGAACGAUAUCUGCAGGAAAAGUAAAUCUUGGAGCUUUUAGAACAUAUCCCAAGGGCUUUAAGCCUCCAGAUGAAGGUCCAUCAGAAUACCAGACUAUUCCACUUAAUAAAAUAGAAGACUUUGGUGUACACUGUAAACAGUAUUAUGCUUUAGAGGUCUCCUACUUCAAAUCAUCUUUGGAUCGUAAAUUGCUCGAACUAUUGUGGAACAAAUAUUGGGUGAACACACUCAGUUCUUCUAGUUUGCUUACUAAUGCUGACUACACAACUGGCCAAGUCUUUGAUUUGUCUGAAAAGUUAGAACAGUCAGAAGCCCAGCUGGGCCGAGGGAGUUUCAUGUUGGGUUUAGAGACACAUGACAGAAAAUCAGAAGACAAACUUGCUAAAGCAACAAGGGACAGUUGCAAGACCACCAUAGAAGCUAUACAUGGAUUGAUGUCUCAGGUUAUUAAGGAUAAACUGUUUAAUCAAAUUAAUAUUGCUUGAAGCGCAUCGCCAGCUGAUACACAUCUCCAAGGCUGAAAAAGUCAUGGUUAUUUCUUUCUUUUGAACAUGUUCAGUUUUGGAAUUAAAGUAAGAAUGGAUAAUUCAGCUAAUUUGUAGUACUUUAAAUCAUUUUUCCCACCUUUUUGCCCAGUUUUAAAGAACGGAUGGUUCUGAAAUUUAUUGUAAACUUUGUUCUCUAUCAUAAAACACAACCAAUUUGGAUAAUUGUUUCACAAGAAAAGUAAAUGUGACUGUUAUUAGAUGCUGCUCUGUAGUAUUUAUAUCUGUUAUCAAUCUGCAAUAAAAAAAAUAAAAAUGAGGAAGUGAUUUUUUUGUAAACACUUAUUUCUAGCUUUUAAUUAUUUUCUGCUGUUUCCCCAGAAUAAUUCUUCUAAUUCAUCUAGUUCAGAGAGACAAUAAAGCUAAUUUAAGAAAUUCCAUUUUUGUUAAGAACAUAAUUUUAAUAUGCUUUCCCAACUCUUCUUUUAAUUUUAAAAUCUUGAAUCCCUUUAGGUUAGUUUUUUAAACAAAGUUCUGAUUGAAACAUUAAUAGCCUAUUUUUGCAGAUUGACUCUGUGGGGGUCUAUUCUCAUUCAUGUAUUGUAAGAAUAUCUUGCAGCCAUGCAGUGGAAUUUAUUUGCUAAUACCCUACUGUCUUUCAUAGAAAAAAGAGUGGCAAAUGAAUGGAAGGCCAGGGCAGUGAUAGAAUUAUUAGUACACAAUGCCUUAAUGUCAUCCAGAUAUGAUUAGAGAAUAGAAAAUAAAAUUAAUUUAGUUAUUCUUUACAUACAAAUCAGCAGUUAUGAAAGCCCAAUAAUUCAAUGUUUGAAAGCCUUGAUGUAACUCUAUUAUAUGUGUAUAAUACAGGGUCAUUAACCUCCUUAUGAACAAGAAGAUUGUGGCAAACAAAAUGUGUAUGCUAAAACUAAAAUAAACAUCCAGAGAAAGAUGUGCAGUUGAAA
Molecule: messenger RNA, 2155 nt
Organism: Mauremys mutica (yellowpond turtle)
Lineage: Eukaryota; Metazoa; Chordata; Testudines; Geoemydidae
Gene: COPS5
Product: COP9 signalosome subunit 5
Exons: 8
Coding region: 171-1193 (340 amino acids)
Biological process (GO): protein deneddylation
Cellular component (GO): COP9 signalosome; cytoplasm
Molecular function (GO): metallopeptidase activity; protein binding; deNEDDylase activity
Source: RefSeq, a predicted model, not a curated record